Molecule: messenger RNA, 3296 nt
Organism: Mandrillus leucophaeus (drill)
Lineage: Eukaryota; Metazoa; Chordata; Mammalia; Primates; Cercopithecidae
Gene: ZNF300
Product: zinc finger protein 300
Exons: 6
Coding region: 697-2277 (526 amino acids)
Biological process (GO): regulation of transcription by RNA polymerase II
Molecular function (GO): DNA-binding transcription factor activity; RNA polymerase II cis-regulatory region sequence-specific DNA binding
Source: RefSeq, a predicted model, not a curated record
GCACUGGGCGAAUCCUCCGCUAGUACGGAGACGACCGGGCUCUCAAGAUGGCGGCCCCAUGCGGAAACAGCCCCAGAGAGCAGCCAUGUUGCUUCCUGAACAAAGCCUCUGAAGAUGCGGAACGGGCAAAACCGCCCCGUACGGAACAACGCAGCCUACGGAGCCUGGUGUUGUGCUCCCGGACAGGAAGCAGGAGAGUUUGCCAAUAUGGAUGUGACAGCGGUUCCCAUUAAGCCGUGAUGGGGGUUUUGGGACCUGAUAAUCCAGCUGGGAGUCAGAGGCGGGAUGUGUGCGGUGAAGGAUCUGUUUUGAUACAGCCUGGGAUACCCCCUAUAAAAUAAUCUCUCUAUCAUGGGAGCCCCCACUUCCUCUGGGCUAGUUCAAGCUCUGUCUGCAUGACUUGUCCUGGGACUGAGGAAAGUUUACUAGUCAUCUGGCCUUUUGGAAAAGAGCAAAAAAUGAUGAAGUCCCAGGGGUUAGUAUCAUUCAAGGAUGUGGCUGUGGAUUUCACCCAGGAGGAGUGGCAGCAACUUGACCCUGCUCAGAGGACCCUGUACAGGGAUGUGAUGCUGGAGAACUACAGCCACCUGGUCUCAAUGGGAUAUCCAGUUUCCAAACCAGAUGUCAUCUCCAAGUUGGAACAAGGAGAAGAGCCAUGGAUCAUAAAGAGAGACAUAUCAAAUUGGAUCUAUCCAGAUGAAUAUCAGGCAGAUGGGAGACAAGGGAAACAGGAAGAGUAACCUUCACAACUCCCAGUCAUGUAUUUUGGGGACAGUUUCCUUCCAUCAUAAGAUACUGAAGGGAGUCACAAAGGAUGGUUCAUUGUGCUCCAUUUUAAAAGUCUGUCAAGGUGAUGGUCAGCUGCAGAGAAUUCUAGAGAAUCAAGACAAACUCUUCAGGCAGGUCACAUUUGUUAACAGUAAAACAGUGACUGAGGCGUCAGGGCAUAAAUAUAAUCCAUUGGGGAAAAUAUUUCAAGAGUGCAUAGAAACAGGUACAUCAAUACAGAGAUUCCAUAAAUAUGAUGCUUUGAAAAAGAACUUAAAACCAAAUAUUGACCUACCGAGUUGUUUUAAGAGCAAUUCAAGAAAAAAAAUUGAUCAGAGUUUUGGAGGUGGAAAAUCAUCUAGCCAGAGUGAGCCCAAUUCUAAUCUUGAGAAGAUUCACAAUGGAGUAAUACCUUUUGAUGAUAAUCAGUAUGGAACUGUUUUUAGAAAUACACAAUCCCUUAUUCAGUAUCAGAAUGUAGAAACUAAAGAGAAAACCUGUGUAUGUGUUACAUGUGGAAAAGCCUUUGCUAAGAAGUCACAGCUCAUUGUACAUCAAAGAAUUCAUACUGGAAAGAAACCAUAUGAUUGUGGUGCAUGCGGAAAAGCCUUCAGUGAGAAGUUUCAUCUUGUUGUACAUCAGAGAACUCAUACUGGGGAGAAACCUUAUGAUUGUUCUGAAUGUGGAAAAGCCUUCUCUCAGAAAUCAUCCCUUAUUAUACAUCAGAGAGUUCACACUGGGGAAAAACCCUAUGAAUGUAGUGAAUGCGGGAAAGCCUUCUCCCAGAAAUCACCCCUCAUUAUACAUCAGAGAAUACAUACUGGGGAAAAACCCUAUGAAUGUAGAGAGUGUGGGAAGGCCUUUUCCCAGAAGUCACAGCUGAUUAUACACCAUAGAGCUCAUACUGGAGAGAAACCAUAUGAGUGUACCGAAUGUGGGAAAGCCUUCUGUGAGAAGUCCCACCUCAUUAUACAUAAAAGAAUUCACACUGGUGAGAAACCCUACAAAUGUGCUCAAUGUGAGGAAGCCUUCAGCAGGAAGACGGAACUCAUUACACAUCAGUUAGUUCAUACUGGGGAAAAACCUUAUGAAUGUACUGAAUGUGGGAAGACAUUCUCCCGCAAGUCACAGCUCAUCAUACAUCAGAGAACACAUACUGGAGAAAAACCCUAUAAAUGUAGUGAAUGUGGCAAAGCCUUCUGCCAGAAGUCACAUCUCAUUGGACAUCAGAGAAUUCACACAGGAGAAAAACCUUAUAUAUGUACUGAAUGUGGGAAAGCCUUCUCUCAGAAGUCUCACCUUCCGGGACACCAGCGAAUUCAUACAGGAGAGAAACCUUACAUAUGUGCUGAAUGUGGAAAGGCCUUUUCUCAGAAGUCAGACCUUGUUUUACAUCAGAGGAUUCAUACUGGGGAAAGACCCUAUCAAUGUGCUAUAUGUGGGAAGGCCUUUAUCCAGAAGUCACAACUAACUGUACACCAGAGAAUUCAUACAGUGGUAAAAUCAUAAUUAACUGGCCACAGAAAAGCCUUAGAAUUAGCUCAAGCCUUAAUAAUUACUAGAAACCCAAUUAAUUUGAUAAGCUUGGGGAUAAUAUCCCAAUAGAUAAAACUUUUUAAGGGAAUCUGUUUCUAGUUUGGUGAUGCCUAACUUUUCCAGCAAAGAUGAUGGAAAAUAGUUAUAUAAAUGAAGAACAUUUUUAAUAUGGCAUGUAAAGAUUUUAAAGUUAUGAACUCAGUGAUCAGUGCAGCAAGUUAAGCAUACAGAAUAUUGUCAAGUUGCAUAUUCCUUAUACUACAUAAUGAUAAUCAGCCAUUGUGAAACUGCUAAUAUUAACUUGGCAUAAUUAUGGCCAUAAAGUAAUUUUCUAUAAAAGACAUGGAAGAAAAUGAGUAAACAACAAAAUAAAACCUAUACGCUAUUUUAAGAAGGGGCUUGAGCAUGACCCCUAAAGCUACAUGUAAAGGUCUUGUACAAAAAAUUGAACGAUAGGUUGAUCAGAUUCAGUAAAGUUGAUCGGUGUGCAUUUUCCCAUCUCAAGCAUAUAAGUUGACCUGCAUCUCUGGAAGGACCUUGAGAUUGAUGCAUUUUGGGCAGGUGUCCCUUUUAUUCUUCCCAACUGGGAACUUGGAGCUGAAAAACAUUGGCACUGAGGCCAGAUGGUCUUGGGUUUAAUCCUGGCUCAGUGACUCACAGAUUGUGUGACUUGAGGCAAACAUACUUCCCCUGAGUAUUUUUUAUCCGUAAGUACAAAUACAAUGCAGAGCUCAUUUUCAGUUAAUAUUAGUACUUUUUAAAUCUUUACUCUCUGUCUUGAAGCAUUAGAUGCUAAGACUAAUAUGUAAAAACCACAUCUGAACUUGCUUUUCCCUCUGGACACUCUGCUUUUGAUUGUCCAUCCCUAUAAGUGGCUCAUUUUACUGUCUUCUGAUCCUGGUGGCCUUAUUUUUUGCUAUGUUAAGGUUAUGUUUUUUAAUACUUGCAUUUAUUUUCAUAUACUUAUAUAAACCAUGGUGAUUGCACAUAAA